UUGUUUUACGACAUCGUCGUUUUACGACUGCUGUCGUUGACAGGCGCGGAAUUUGUAAAAUCAAUAACAUCACAUUCAUCUGCCGUUUUUACCAACCCUUUCAGUUGGAAAAAUAGUUUUAAAACUAUUUAUUUAUUAGCAGAUUGGGUCCACGCUAAUGCACGUUACAUUGUAAAUUGUGUUUAGGUGAUCAGGAAAAUUGUAAGGUUAAGCUUCGGCAUGUAAACUUCAAACUCAGGGUUGAAGUUUGACAUGAUUUAGCUAGCUACUCCCAUCAAGCUAACUGACCCGGGAGAUCUGGACAGUUUUAUGUUGUGUCAAUCUGUUGGAUCAGUCAAAAUAACAGUUUGUAACAACGCUUCAGGAGUUAUAUUGACUAAUGUUAGCUGGGCACGACGUGUGUGUGUAACGUUAUGACAAGUGUAGCUCCAAUGCGCCCUGGCUAGGCUAGGCUAGCUAUGCUGAUACAUCAUCUGACUAGGGCUCUGUUCACAUCCGGACGACCGUUAACGUUACGGCUCCAGGUCCACAGGGGGUUUAGCGUCACCGGACAGAAGAGGACAGACUCCCCGGGAGACAUGAUCCGGAGGACUCAGAUCAAACGGGUUCUCUGUGUGGCGGAGAAGAAUGACGCGGCCAAAGGCAUCGCGGAGAUCAUGUCUGACGGCAGAGCGAGGAGGAGGGAGGGGCUGUCCGUCUAUAAUAAACUCUAUGAGUAUGAAUACAACCUGUUUGGAAGGAAUGUGACGGUGUGUAUGACGUCAGUUUCAGGUCAUCUGUUGGGUCUGGAGUUCAAGGCUCAGUUCCAGAAAUGGCACAGCUGUAAUCCUGUCCUGUUGUUUGAUGCGGAGGUGGAGAAGUAUUGUCCUGAGAACUUUGUUCAGAUCAAGCGGACCUUAGAGAGAGAGGUGAGUCAGUGCCAGGCGCUUGUCAUCUGGACAGAUUGUGACAGAGAGGGAGAGAACAUCGGCUUUGAGGUGAUAGACGUCUGCAAAGCAGUCAAGCCCAGUGUGCAGGUGUUCCGUGCUCGGUUCUCUGAGAUCACUCCCAACUCUAUCAGGAGAGCAUGUGACAUGUUAACGGAACCAGACGGCAACGUCAGUGAUGCUGUGGACGUUCGUCAGGAGCUGGACCUCAGGAUAGGUGCAUCGUUUACCAGGUUCCAGACACUCCGCCUCCAGAAGACCUUCCCCGCCUCGUUAGCCAAUCAGCUGAUCUCGUAUGGCAGUUGUCAGUUCCCUACGCUGGGAUUCGUUGUGGAACGUUUCAAAUCCAUCCAGGCGUUUAUACCGGAGACAUUCUACAAGAUCAGAGUCCUCCAUGAGGUAGAGGAGGAAUCAGUAGAGUUCAGCUGGAAGAGGAACAGACUGUUCAACCACACAGCCUGUCUAGUGAUCUACCAGAUCUGUAUGGAGGAUCCCAUAGCAACCGUCACCUCGGUAACCAGUAAACCCAAAAGCAAGUGGAGGCCGCUGCCCCUGGACACAGUGGAAAUGGAGAAGCUGGUUUCCAGGAAGUUGAGAAUCGGCGCCAAAGAGACCAUGAAAAUCGCUGAGAAACUAUACACACAGGGGUUAAUCAGUUAUCCGCGUACAGAGACCAACCUGUUUCCUAAGGACCUGGCCCUGGGCCCCUUGGUGGAGCAUCAGACACACAGCCCCUCCUGGGGGGCCUUCGCUAGGGGGGUGAUGGAGCAGCCAGGGGGACCCAACCCACGGCAGGGCACCAAGACAGAUCAGGCUCACCCCCCUAUACACCCCAUCAAGUACACCAACACACUACAGGGCAACGAGCAGCGUGUGUAUGAGUUCAUUGUGCGUCACUUCCUGGCGUGCGUAUCCCUUGAUGCUGUGGGGCAGGAAACGGUGGUCGAGGUGGAAAUGGCUCACGAGAGGUUCUCCGCAAACGGCCUCAUGAUCAUCAGGAGGAACUACCUGGACGUGUACCCCUACGACCGCUGGAGCACUAAGGUGAUCCCAGUGUAUGAGCAGGGUAGCCAGUUCCAGCCGUCAGCGAUAGAGAUGCUGGAUGGCCAGACCUCUCCUCCUCAACUCCUCACGGAGGCAGACCUCAUAUCACUGAUGGAGAAACACGGCAUCGGUACGGAUGCCACCCACGCAGAUCACAUUGAGACCAUAAAGAGCCGUAUGUACGUGGGACUAACAGCUGAUCAGAGGUUUCUACCAGGAGAGCUUGGGAUGGGACUGGUGGAGGGUUAUAACUCCAUGGGGUAUGAGAUGUCUAAGCCACACCUGCGGGCGGAGCUGGAGGCGGACCUGAAGCUGGUAUCGGAGGGGAGGAAGGACAAACAGAGCGUCUUGAGACACCACAUUCACAAAUACAAGUCGGUCUUCGUAGAGUCUGUUAAGAAAGCCAAGAGGUUGGACGAGGCUCUGUCUAUCUAUCUGGGCGCGGCCCAGGAGUUCAGCGAAUCAGAGCAGCAGGAUAUGGAAAUGCCCCUCCCAGUCAGGAAAUGUCCUCAGUGUGGGCGGGACAUGGUACUGCGGAGGAGGAAGGAGGGGAAUGGGAAGUACCUGUCCUGCGUUGGUUACCCAGAAUGCAAGUGUUCCGUGUGGUUUCCGGACACGGUGUUAGAGGUCAACAGAGACGAGUCUGUCUGUCCCACCUGUCAGCCCCGCCCCGUUCACAUGUUAAAGUUGAAGUUCCGACGAGGCAGCCUCCCUCCCAUGAUGCCGCUGGAGUUUGUGGGCUGCAUCGGAGGGUGUGACGAGACACUGAGGGAGGUGCUCAACCUCAAAUACCUCAGAAUGGGUGGAGGGGGGGUGGCGGGAGGAGUAGGAGGAAGAGGGGGAGCUGGGGGAGGAAGAGGAGUAGGAGCAGCUGGGGGAGGAAGAGGUGGAGCUGGGGGAGGAAGAGGUGGAGCUGGGGAAGGAAGAGGAGGAGGAAGGGGAGACACUGCAACCAAUCAACCUAGACCUCGCCCAGCCCCCAGACCGGACCCCCUGUCUUCCCAAGCCCCCAACCCCCCCUCCUCGUCCUGGCCCCACCCUCGCCCUGACCCCCAGGCCCCACGCCCUGACCCCAGAGGUGGUGACAUCACAGUGUGUAACUGUGGUUCGGAGGCGGUCCUCCUCACCGUGAGGAAAGACGGUCCUAACCAGGGCAGACAGUUCUAUAAGUGUUCCUCUGGAGGCUGUACCUUCUUCCUGUGGACCGACCAGCCCGACACUAACGUUUACCCUCCAGGUCCCCAGGGGGCGCCACACAGCAGGCCACAACAGCCCCCCGGGACCUCCGUGGGGGAGGUGGUUUGUAACUGCAGUGAGCCAGCGGUUCAGAGGACAGUGCAGAAAGAAGGACCUAAUAAAGGACGAGUGUUCCAUACCUGUGGGAAGCCCAGAGAUCAACAGUGUGGAUUCUUCCUCUGGGCUGACGAGAACAUCCCACCACCAGGUUCAGGUUCUGGAGGGGGAGACUGGGGGAAGAGGGGGAGGGAGGCUGGGGGAGGAGGAGCCCCCCCCACCACCAAACCCCCCGCUACCAGGAAGCCCCGUACCUGUGGCAUCUGUCACAUGCCUGGACACACACGUGUCACCUGCCCUCAGCGCUGACCUUUAACCCCAGAUCCCACUGCUGCCAUAGAGAUGCUCUGACCUCCGUGUGACCUUGUCCCCGACCUCUGAACUCCGAUGUGAUCAGGAAGCUCAGCGGUUGAUGUUUUUGAUAUAAACACAGAACUAGAAUCGGUUUACCUUCAGCUCGCCCCUUAACCCUAAAAAUCAGGAGGGGAUCCCAGACGGACCAGAGGUCAGCUUCUAGAGGUGUUAAACCAGGGUUCAUUUGGGACAGGAGUGGAGUGGGACUGGGUUCAUUCUGCCUGUGUCUCACCUCUGACAGAGAAACUGCAUUUAAAGGACAUGGAGAAAAGAUCAAUAUUUGACAGAGAAAUAAAAGAAUGGAUUUGAUUGGUAAUUUGUCCCCAAUAUGUAACAUUACUGGUAUUUUUGAAUGUUUAUAUAAAAUCACUGUUCCCAGCAA
Messenger RNA from Oncorhynchus kisutch (coho salmon), 3999 nucleotides. RefSeq names its product DNA topoisomerase III alpha (gene top3a). Gene Ontology annotation, molecular function: zinc ion binding; DNA topoisomerase type I (single strand cut, ATP-independent) activity; DNA binding. NCBI's taxonomy places the organism in Eukaryota, Metazoa, Chordata, Actinopteri, Salmoniformes, Salmonidae. The record is from RefSeq and is a predicted model, not a curated record. Gene Ontology annotation, cellular component: chromosome; RecQ family helicase-topoisomerase III complex; nucleus. Gene Ontology annotation, biological process: DNA repair; DNA topological change; DNA recombination.